AUGACGAUCUCGAUGACGAAUGCGGAUCAAAAUCGAGACGACAAAGUGUCCAGAGGGAACAACAACAUCACCCCGAUUAAAAUCAGAAAAGUUAUUCCAAAAACGGAGGACAGACGAGACAAAACGACUUCUCCGGGGAAUCAUCAUCAUCAGCGCUCGGAAGAAGAAGACCAAGAAGACUCAUCGCCUCAAUCGCGAUCGCGUUCGAUGACCGAAGAUGACGAUCAGGUGUUAUUAAAUUCGAGAGGUCAAAGUCCGAGGAGAAAUUUACAGUUCACGACGGCGACGAGCAACAACAGUCGAGAAGGAUCGUCCGUGGCGAGUUCGGAGGAGGAUUUGCAGGUUGCGAAUGGCGAGCGGAUUCGAGGAGAAUCGUCGUCGUCGGGGAAUAAGAACGAAAACGAUUCAGACGAGAAUCCUGAAGAGAGAACCAACAUAAUAAACAACGGAGGAGAGAGUAAACAACAAAAUCAAGGUAUUAAAAGCAACGUCGUGCAACGGAUGGGAAGAUGUUCGUCCACUUCGUCUAUGAUAAGUUCGACGGCGAAAACGGACGAGUACGGAUUUCAGACCAAGCCGUGCACCGUCGCUCGAUUGGACGGGUAUUGUUACGGGUUUCCGGUGGACGAGAGGAAAGAGAAGGCGUACUCGAAAGCGAGGAAACAGUUGAUGAAACAAAAAGACAGAGCGAGCGAGAGUUACGCGAGGUACUCGAAAGCCAGGAAGGUGUGGAAAGAGGCGAAGAGGACGAGCGGGAGUUCCGGGAGUAGCGUGACCAACGUCACCAACUCGGCUAUAAACGAAGCGUUGAAUCAGUGCCAACGCGAAGUUGCCAGAAACGGUUUACCGGAGAAAAAGAGAGCGAAAGCGUGGUUGGACGCGUUAUCCGUGAAAUCGAAGCGGGAUAAUUGCGAGAAGACGUACGAGGAGUACUCGCAAUUGAGCGAAAGAGAACGAUUCGAUCGCGAACGCGCGAGCGUCAGAGUAGAUUUGAUCAACGUGUUUCCGGAUCAUCCGAGAUACUCGCUAGGCGCCAUCGACUCGAUGAAAGAACGCAAAGAAGAAGGAGAAGAAGAAGAAGAAGAAGGAGGAGAAGAAGACCAAAAGAUACAGCACGAAUUAGUUACUGAAUCGUUAGAUAGGUUGAGAUCGAGUAGCGCGCGCGGCCAAUCGUCGAUGACGAGUAGCGGGAACGAGUCUUCGAGCGGCGGCGAAAUGUAUAGCAACUCCGCCAGCCCAAGAUUUUCGCAACAUCAAAAUCACAUCCAAGCGAUGAACAGUUUUGGAGAGACUUUCGUCGGGUCGCCCCCGCGUUCGCCCCACGGGUUGAGAGGCUUUAAAAAAGAAGACGACGAAGAAGGCGUCUUCGUCUUCGAAGGCGACGCUCUUAAACGAACGACGAGUAGCGAAAGUGAUGGCACCUCAAACGAUAGGGACGAUACCGCUGAUACUACUAAAGAGGAACCGCAAAACGCAAUCAUGCAACUCUUGACGGGUUCUUUCUUUGAGAAAUUGAAUAUGUUCCCGGCGCGAGUAUCGAGCAUCAAAGAGGAGGAAGGGAGAGAAGGUAAGAAGAAAGCGAACAACAACAACAACGACGACGACGACGAAGAUGAAGAAGAAGACGACGAAGAUCAAUUUAGAUUACCGGAAAACUAUAUGGACUCAACAUCAUUACAAUAUUUCGGGAAAAUGGAACGUGUUUUGAUGGCUUUCAGCGCGCGCUCGCCGAGAGAUUUGGAAAAAUCACACGUCGUCGCAGCGGCAAUGUCUUUGCUCGUUUUCAAAGGCAACGAAGAGAAUGCGUUUUGGACGUUAGUGUGCCUCGCUGAAGACGUCAACUUGUUUUUGGACGAAGCAGAAGUGACGACGGAGACGAUUGUGUUGGAGGAGCGAACGAGACACAACUCUUCCUUGGAACGCGUGCAUACUAAUUUGGUCGGGAAGAUCUUCACUCGCAUAGGCGCUGGAUUCUUCCCGCCAAACGUCGUCUUACGAAUCUUGGAUGCGAUCAUCCUCUCUCCACCGCCGUUGUCCUCUCGCUUACUUCAUCACAUCGCGUAUGAGUUCUUAUUUCAUCACGGCGAAAAGUUAAAAGAUGAAGAGAGGACUUUAGAAAUCGCCACGGAGGCGUUCGACUGCGACGAGUUAAUCAUCAAUGGCAUGAAGAUGAUGAGCGCGACGGAAACGAUGAAAAGUAAUUUGUCCUUACGGAUUCUCGCCAGACAGCGGGUUGAACGCUCGAGCGGUGGCUUUUGCGGUCCAGACAAAGGCUGGUCAGUCUCGUUGGUUUCCGCCAAGAGAAUGAAAGAUGGCGACGUGUCUUCCAAGAAGAAGAAAAUGUUUGUUCCAACCAGCGGUUGGAGCAGCGACGAGGACGAGGCGAUCAUGAAAGCCACCCGAAGUUGCGAUUUCUUCGGACAUUUUUCGCCGUUGCGAAAUCGCAGGAAGUCGCAAGAUGAUUUUCUCCGGGAGGAAGAAAAGAAACAGCAAUCGCGAAGCGUUCAAGAAGUCGUCAACGAGAUCAACGAGUCGGGAUCAGAACUUGAACGAAAAAAAAGCGAGGACCCGCUGAUGAUGACCUUAUCGCCGGUGAAAACGAUUCCUUCGCAAGACACUCUGAAUGAAUCUGCGGAUAUCAUGCGGUACAAAUUCGUCAUUCGAGGCCCGAACGAUGUCACGUGUACGAUGUACCGUAACCGCGCCGAUCUCGUGCGUUUACACGAGAUUUUAUGCGAGAGGAAAAUCACGGCGCAGCUCUCCAUGUUGAGACUCCCGAAAUCAUUCACGAACAAGUUAACCGCUGGAAUCACCAAAACCGGUUUCAACGAGUCGCAAGAGUAUUUCGUUCGCCUCUCGAAAGCGGGCGUUCCCGGGUUGCAGAAAGUCUUCGAAGAGUUUUUCGAGCUCGACUCGCCGGAUUUGAACGAGUAUUGCUACGAGUCCGACGAUACGCAAGGCAGCUUUGAUGAUUACUAA
Bathycoccus prasinos is the source of this 2979-nucleotide messenger RNA. RefSeq lists its product with no specific name. NCBI's taxonomy places the organism in Eukaryota, Viridiplantae, Chlorophyta, Mamiellophyceae, Mamiellales, Bathycoccaceae. The coding region runs from base 1 to 2979 and encodes 992 amino acids. The transcript has a single exon. The record is from RefSeq and is a predicted model, not a curated record.